AUGGAAUCAACUGCCGAUAUUCGAAUGAUAGUUCAAGUUGUUCGACCUCAUCUACCAAAAACUUCAUAUGGUGUCCGCGAUGUUAGUGCUCAAGGCGGCAAAGAUUUCGUCACCGUAACAUAUCACCUUAAGGCUCACAUCGAAACAGAAGUUUUUGAAUUUGUCGGUGCGACACCUUCGCACCAAACUAGACAAAGAUGAAGACCUUGAAUUAUUAUAAAGUAUUGUCUAUAGGUGUAAGUUUGAUUUACUGCCUGAAGAGAUGAAAUCAGCAGCCGAUAUUUGAAUGGUUGUUCAAUGUUUUCGACCUCAUCUACCAAAAACUUCAUAUGUUAUAUAUGGAACAACCUAUAGGUGGUGUUACCGGUUUCAUUGCGUGUCCUGGUAGUGCAUUUUCGAGAGACAAUAUAUCUUGAAUAUGAUUGUCUGGCCAAUCAAAACGACACAUAUGUAAAAUUCUUUCUUGGACAACCAUUCGGUUCCAACGGUGACCAUCAUCGACUUUAAUUGAAAUUUAUUGGCAGUAUAUUUUAUUAAUCUUUUUUCCAGUUUCACAUUACUUUACAGUGUGUUUGUUCUAUUACAAUAGUCCGAAAGGUCCUGUAACAUGCUAAGAUUCCGCGAAGCAAUCAUUGUAAUUUUAGGAUGGUUCUGCGCAAAACUAGCUGAGCCCAGGACUGCUUGGGUUAGGCAUUCCCGUCCCCAAAAGAACGUCCAGCUUUCUAAAUCGAUAAGCGAGCAUAAGGUCGUUUUCAAUGUACCAGUCACGUCACACUCCCCCAUCGUCCCGAACAUGCCAAGUCCAACGAAAACGUGAAGACAAAACCAGAACUGUAUUCCUAACACAUUGGUUAGUUGUUAUGUAAUCUUCGACUAAAAUGCUGCACGUGAUGUGCAUUUAUGGAUCUGAAUAAUAUAAGACGCAACAGUUUGGCCGUGAGGUGCGAAGUAAAAUGUCUACGGAAUUGACAUCUAAUAACAAACUAUAAAAAAAACCUUGAAAAAGGUCAUGGUCUGUUAGUUAUGUUGGAGAAUACAAAUUAGUUCUUUCCUUCAAGGAUACUCAAACAAACAACCAACAGUCCACUAGAGAAGUAGAAAGAGAGUUGUUAAAUUUCAUACAGACAGUUAUUGUUAUUACAAAAAUAAGUUAAAGGAAUCAGCCCGAAUGAAGUGAGUGAUGGUCCAUCCGUGGGCAUACAAAACAAAACAAAACCGGCAGCAAAUUCUCACAAAUCUAUAGAUCCAUAUUCUUCAGCUCCCGAUUUUUCAACUUCAAAAAUGCAGUAUUGACAAUACCGUCCUAAGUGCAAUGCGAAACUUCUAGAACUACCUAGUGCCUAACAUAAAUCGUCUUCAUAAUUCUUCCUUUUUGUGAAUUGGAAACUGAAAUUGUUGAUUAUUACCGUAUUUAAUGCUGAAAUAAACAGUUGGGGUUCGUGUUGCAAAUCCCAUGUCUAAUCUCUCAAAACAGGUUAUUCACCGGAACUUCCUACCAACUUCUGAAAUGCCAUUACUGAUCAGUUUUUAGCCAUGUAUAUAACAGGUUUGUACUCAUAAAACACUCUUACAUGAAAACUGUUUAUUGUCCGAAAACGAAAAUACGCAUCUGAAGAUGAGUAAUGCAGUAUAAUUUACGAAAUUUCAACUGUAAUAUGAACUUAUAAAGUUAACAUAUGCCAUUUAACAACAUAUUUGGUCUUCAUAUUCUACUACAAAAAAACACUUACAUACUUAUUACAGAUUGUAGAACAUUUAUUGUCGUUGUGAGACGGGCUCAUGUAACACCUACGUCAUUUUUUACUUUAACAACUGCAAGGAUCAAGAACUCUGGGCUGAGAAGUCGACGGCUUCUUUGCAUGGCUGAACGAAGCUCCCUAGGUAGUCUUGGUUCCGAUAAACGUCGUCUCAGAUGAAGUUCAAUUAGAGUUUGCCUCAGGGAACAAUAAAAUUUCGUCGCCUAAUAGAAUUUCCAGUCCCAGACCGGAACAAAAACAAAGGAAUUUACAGAAGCUGUAUGCAUAAUAGGAUACCAAAUAGUACAAGGCCAUCUUCUCGUUCUUUAACCUGUAUUGUAAUUUACAUACUUCCGAUCUAAUGCAUCACCUCCCGCCUUCAUGGAGUGAUACAAAUAAUAUAGAAUCAUAUCAGGCUUCUUUGAUUCUUCUACUAUUUUGUUAUCAUACUGCAAUACGAGAACGUGUUUCUUCGGUUUUAGAACUUCGACACUAAGGUUGUAGUGCAAGUGUACAUAAACUUAGAAGUACCUGGCCGUGUUUUAUUAUUUAGAACUACAUAUUGAGGUAUUUUUUUCUUAUUUUUACGGUUCCUCCCGACAUAGGUCAGUUGGCUGUUGCGCAAUUCUACAUCUAAUUCUAUUGACGUGAACCAGUGAUGUGCGGUGAUAUUUCUGUUCGUUUAGACGAAAGCAUUGAGCAGGUAGUGAGUAUUUGCAUCACAAAGGCAUAGCAUCUUCAGUCCCUACUUGUUCUGUUUAGUAUUCUUGUAUGUUCAGAAAGAACAUCGGCCCACGAGCAACUCGUCUUUUGCAGGGACUCACCCAUGAUAUAACAAUUCCCUCAGUUCGGUAUGAAUAUCUCAAACAUUUCACGUAUGGCGUAAUGCAUCUGCCUUUCUCGAGUCACUGGUAGAAAUACUAUGAAACCUCUAUGUGGCUAGCAAAAACAUGAACCUCUUUAGGGGCCUAGUAGCACGGAAAAUGUCUCUGCCAGUGCAGUCUGAUGCAAAUAAACCUUCGACAUUUUGAUGGUUGGAUUUGAAAACUGAUGUCAAAUAGAGCUAGCCAAAAAAUGCUUUGAUCUCGGCUGAAUCUGUGUAAUUUAUAUAUGAAGCUGUUUUUCCAUAUUUACUGGAUAUAUUUUCUUAUUUGUACAAUCCACAAUUUUGCUAAUAAUUUCAUCGGUUAUGAGAAGAGAUCUGUAGUUGACAGGUACUUAUCUUCCAAAUUGCUUGCCACGGGUUUUAGUUAGGUUAGGUAAAUACGUAAUAAUAUUAUGUCGUCUGGUUCGACCAUUUGCAGGCGCAAAUUUUGACCAUUUGUGCAUGAUUUUGUCUAUAAUCAUAGCCUACGGAUGUUAGUGGAAAGUCUGAAGAACAGUCCGAGUCCGCUCUGUACGGUGUCAAAAUCGAGGUCGACCACAGGAACUUGUUCGGGUUGAUCGAUAACAGCGUCGUCCUCGGUAUCGUCUAUGGUGUAUUGGUGUAUUGUUCAUCCGUCAAUAAUGAAAAAAUCCAUUGUGAAAGAAGUUCAAAACGUACACGCAACUGGUAUCGCCGGGUCAAAUUUGAAUAUGAGAAGUCACGGGAUCCCACCUCAUAACUGAGAAAGAGUCGAAUCAGAGACGAAUUAAAGAUGCUCUGGGUCAAUUUUCACCCGAUGAUACCAUUAAAGGAUUAAAUUCUUCCAUAUUCCUAAACGAAUCCAUAAAAUGGAAUGAACUUUGUCCGUGAAUAUUCUCCGAGCAAAGCGUCUCAAGUGCAGUUUUGAUCUCUGCGCCCUGAUUACAAAUAGUGCAUAGUAUCCUUCACUAGAUAAUAAGCCACAUCCUGCUUAUAAUUUUUACGCAUCCCUCAUGUCAACAAGGGCGUGAUUAGCGAACUUGUUAGUUAUCUUCUCUUCUGUUAUCCACAAUUGACUUUCAAUGAUUUCCAUAAACUGAUGUCUCCCCUAAUUCUACAAAGAUUAAAUUGAGCUCAAAUCGCCCAUCUUGUUCAACUGUUUCUUUAACCAAGACAACUUAUUACAAGUGAUAUGGUGAAUUUGGUAUAUUUUAGAUUUCCUAUCUGUUAAAUCACUUUUACAGAGUUCUAGUUGCUUAUAAUUAGACCAUACCAUAAAGGGGUUUCCCAUUAAAAACGUGAAGCGAAUUCUGUUUCUUCACGGGUAGACGUAAUCCUUUGAUGAACGUGUGCACCUUGGCCCGUUACAUCGCGCUGCUGGAAACAGCAGCAGAUACUCUGGAAGGUAAAUUGUCAUUAUAGAUAGUUGAUUUUGGCAUUCAUUAAAACACUUAGUACUUGACUCCUGAGUUGAGUGAAGGAAGUUUUCUGACGUGAGGUAUUAAGGAAUUAAAAAAGAUGAGAUCCCUAUCGUCAUCAGUGAUAUCCUAUUUUUCUAGCAAUGAUCUUUUCUAAAUCAAAAAAUGCUUUGUCCAAGUCAUCUGUUUUGCUUCGAAUUAUGAGUUAUUUUCUUUGUAAUCUCAUAGUUGUGCGAGGAUUAUAAGUAAGUCACCUUGUACGAAGAAUUCGGCAGUGUAAUUGUUGUUGGCAGUAAUGCUUUUAAAAUAUUAAUUAAGAUUUCAUUCCAUAUCUCUUCACGGUUACGACGUAGUUUAUAGACUACCACUCCCUCCAUAUGCAUGCUUACGGGUAGAAACUAACAUUGGGCGUUUUUAAUGCAUCUAGUUAUACUCCAACUCAUAAUUAGUAUUAUUUCCCCGGAACACCAAUGAAAGCAGUAGUUUCUGACAGGCAACUUGUUUCUAUGCUAAACGGAAUGCGGAGGUUAAAUAGAAUUUUAACGAGUAGAAAUCUUCUUUGGUAUAUGGGUCUUUUUUUAUACUCCAACUACCACGAAGGCCUAAGGCGUAAACACCCAUUGGGUACCGUGGGGCUAUGGGGGGAUACAGGGGCAAGGGGGACGCCACACGGACUCUGGCGAGGGAACACGUGUGCAUGCAACAUGCACACAUUCUGGCUCCGCCUACGAGAUCUGCCGGGUGGUACCUCCACGUUCGACAGUCAGAGACCGUCUACCACCUACGGACAAUCACAACAUCCAUAGCCAAGAGAAAAUUUUCUGCUGGGACGGGACUCGAACCCGCACAGCGCAGGAGACCGAAGAGUCUACUACUGCGGCCACCGCUGCUGCCUCGUAUAGUAAAACUAAAAGAACAUGAACACAUAAAAAAACAUAAAACCAAAAGAACAUGAACACAAAUUAAAAAUUUACAUACAUUCAGUGCUACUAUCAUUACAUGAUAGAAAAACAAAUUGCAUACGACGAUGGGCAUAAAAAUGUAGGAGCUAGAUUUAAGGUUCCUCAAUAUCGUCAUUCAUGAUGGCCCGGCAGGCUGCACACACUUCAUUGUGAUCAGGACAUAGCAGGUGACAGUUUCUGCAAGAAUGCAUGCGCGAGACAACAUGUACCUCAUUGUCAUCUUUUGCUUCCUGUUUAUUCUGGAUCACUUUGUCAUCUAAGGCCAUUUGAGCCAUAUCGUGAUCAAUGACCUCUAAGAAGUCAUUAACUUCGGUGUCUGUCAUCAGGGAAGAUGCAUCCGGAUCAUGAAUCAGUGUUACAAGCAAAUCUGAAACCGAUGAGCAUGGAAGCGUCUCCCCAAAGCUCUCAACAAUUUUUCUCAAUCUGGCAACACUCCGGCUUCUAUUUACUUUCAGUUUGGAGAAAAAUGCAGCGCGAAAUCCGCUCCUCAAAUAUCUAGUAGAGCAAGUAGUAUGGGUAAUAGUACGACGAGAGGGGCCUUGUCUCUGUUGCUGGGACUUCCUCAGUGCCUCUGCGGUCUGUUCGGUCUGUCAGGAGGUAACCCUCUGUCGCGUGAGUCAUUAACCACACAAUGAAGCAACAUGGAGGACAAUUUUUUGUUGGUAUUGUUAUAAAAUUUUCUGGUCAUUUUUGUAAGGUUCGUUGUUUUUUCGGUGGCUGAACCGAAAACGGCGAAUGUGGAGAGUUUGAAUUAAAUAGUCUGUUUCUUCGAAUACAUUUUUCUCACUCAGAUCUUUUCUCGUCCUGUUUCGUCUCUCCAUCCCCAAGCUCUGCCACAACUGAAGACACUUGGUUAUUUCCCUCUAUCUCUUUUGGGUGAAUAUAGCCCGAAGAAAUAGCCCUGUGUAUAAGAAUCCUUAUAUCGACUAUCCCCUGAGCGACCUCUGGGUAUUUUAUUACAUUCUUUUUUAAAUUUGACUUUGAUGUUCUUCCAUUCGUUCUUUACGUUCUCUUAUGAAAAAUAAAAUGCUCUCCAUAACCAAACCGUCGUCAGAAAAAUUUAUAUUUCUUACAUCACUGAAGUAAAUUGUUGUAAAAUGUAUUAACGUAAACAUGAUCGUGUUUGUGUAAGAUUAUAAUCAAUAUAUUUUAUAUCGCCCUUAAACCCCUGACAUUUGACAGAUUUCAUUUUAGUGGUUUUCCAGGUGUUUAGCAACAGGCUAAUAAUACCCGUAAAAACCUUUGAACAAUGUAGCUAAAACAGAGUUCAUUGGAUCAAAUCAAAUAUAUAAUAAUAAUAAAGGCCUAUUAUUAAUAUUAUUAUUAUUAUUAUUUUGAUGCGCUACAACUACAUUACGUUAGCUAGAUGAACUCUCUUGUUGAUGUCCUAGUGCACCCAUAUACAUACAAGCAAAUAAUGACGCCAAUUACUGUACUAUACGUAGUAGGUGAUUACGUUCUAGCAAAGUCUGAGCGAGAGAUAUUCCUUUGGUCACGUUUGCAACUUCUUGAUACAAUACGUUAUACUCAUUUCGUAAACAUGUAUUAUGAUAUAUUAACUCCCAAUUGUUCUCUCCGCCGCAACUCCUGACCAGCAUCCGAAUGUAUCAGGAAAUGGGUGGCCUUCACAUUUUCAGAGUCUAUCAAUAGAAACAGUUAAAAUGUUCGUUCCCUGAUGAGACUGAUCUAAUGUGAUACCUGACAUUAUAACCUGCAUAGAAGUAUUGCAGUACAAAGAGCCAAACAAAAUGUGGUGCUACCGAUUUCUUAUACUACAAUUGAGUAGCAGACUUUCAUAAACGGCUAUGCUAUGUUCCAGAUAAAUCGAGAAAUGUAACAAAAACUGCCGUGUAUCUGCAAAUACCUGAUAUCGGCAAAAUUAUGCAAGAAAAUCACAUGUCCA
Molecule: messenger RNA, 6863 nt
Organism: Acanthoscelides obtectus
Lineage: Eukaryota; Metazoa; Arthropoda; Insecta; Coleoptera; Chrysomelidae
Source: the annotation of a GenBank genome assembly